CCUAUUUCCGGUUUGUGAUCCAAACACUUCUCUGUUCUGAGCCGAAACAACUGUAGCUAGACUGAUCGAUAGACAACAACCAUCAUGGGUGAAAUGGCAGAACUCACGGAUAAAUUCAGCUCAUUCACAAUGACUCAAUUAAACGAGUUGCUUGAAGACGAUGAAAAACUAAAUGAUAUUGUCAAAGAAAUGGACGAGAUGCGUGAGGUGCAGCAGGUGAAGGAGCUGACCCUAGGCAGUAACAUCAGCCUGGCUGAACAGAACCUCCAGGUGCAGCCAAGACUGGACCUGCAGAAGAACCAGCUCACCUCACGCUACCGCCACCUACAGGAGCUCUACGACAACUACCAGCUACGCAAGUCCACACUCGACCCUGGUUCAGAGAACAGUUCUCUGGACAUUCUGCUGGCUCUGCUGCAAGCUGAGGGAGCAAAGAUAGAGGAAGAGACUGAGAACAUGGCAGACUCGUUCCUGGAUGGAGAGCUGCCUCUCGACUGCUUUAUCGACGACUACCAGCGGAGGCGCCAUCUUGCUCACCUGCGCCGCGUCAAGAUUGACAAACUCCGAGAGCUGGCGCUGAAGGGUCUCACUCGGCCCCCCCAGAUCCCCUCCCAGCCCAGCCGACCCCAGGACCUCCCCUCUACCAAUGGGGCCCCCUCCCCCCAAUCCACGCGAGCUGCCCCUUCUCCCUCCCCUCAGCACAGCGGCCUACCCUAUCCAGUCGCCCCCUAUCCCCCAAUGCCUUUCCCCAGCUGCCCUUACAUGCCCCAGCCCUACCUUCAAACCCCCCAGCAACACCCCAUCUCGCCCUCUCCACACCUGCCCCCCAGGACUGGCUUCAUCAUGCAGUGAGGCGGUGUCCAUCCGCAUAGAAACGCCAUGGAUGACCUUACCUACCGUUUGACCUGUGACUGUGGCACACUGGAGGGAUGACCCAAUGAGGGUUGGUGACCUAACCAAUUAUAGCCCCUCUGUCAGUAACACUGAGGGAAACCUCCUCUGACCAGCUUCUCAGAGAGGCUCUCACAGACGGACUCUGUCCAGUGACUACAGCCUGGACGGUACAUUAGGGGUUGGUUCUCUUUCAGUUUUAUUCCAAGACUAACUUUCUGAUUUAAUCUUCUGAACACAUAGCUAAACCUAACCAUCUGUCUGACUGGUAGAUAUGCUGUGUAUAUCAGCUAUGGUAACUUGCAGUAUGGAUGAGUUUUUGUAAGCUAAAGGGUGUGGGUUACAUGUGUGCGCACACACAGAGGUUGGUAUAACAUAGUUAGCUCAAAAGUUCCUAUUCCUCUAAAGGAAGGAGUCCUGUAUUGUCAAAUAGAGCUGGUCCAUCAACAAUGAACUGAACUACGCAUCUAAUAGUACAUUUUCAUUUCAAAAUGUACUGCAUGGCAUCGUAAAUAUUUUUAAAAUCGACUAAUUGAGUCUUGCUUUCAUAUUCAUUGUUGGUAGGUUCUUUCCAGCUGGUUGGAUGUGAAGUGCUUAUAAAGACUAGGGAUGUACCGUGUUAAGGAGAUGGACAUGAAGCUUACGACACACUUGGCAUAAGAGGAAUUGAUAAUUAUGUAACAUUUUUAGAGCAAUAACCAUGCAGCUUGUCCAGGGUAGGGAGUGUUAGUAUGCCUAAGUAGUUCUGUUUCCCUGAUGGGCUGUGUGCUCACCAGCCAGGCUACAGCACUAUUGGACUAGUAUCAGUGAUUGAUCCUAUUCAAUUAUUUUAAUAACUAAUUCUAUGCACUACACCUAGUGGGGAAGAGAUUACAGCUAGCUGUAUCUCUACAGUGGGUUAUCCCGAGUUGCACUUACAGAAAAGCUCACGUCAAGUAAAGAAAGCAUAUGGGGGUUCAAAUAUGAAAUGUGUAAAGGUAUUUUUUGAAAGCACCCCCCUCCCAUAUGGUACACCUGUUUUAUACUCCAUUAGAAACUAAUGUAAUGCUAGACUAGCAGACUUGCUCACUUUCCAUAAUAAUCAAUAAACUUUUAUAAUUGA
Molecule: messenger RNA, 1993 nt
Organism: Salmo salar (Atlantic salmon)
Lineage: Eukaryota; Metazoa; Chordata; Actinopteri; Salmoniformes; Salmonidae
Product: vacuolar protein sorting-associated protein 37B
Biological process (GO): ubiquitin-dependent protein catabolic process via the multivesicular body sorting pathway; protein targeting to membrane; protein targeting to vacuole
Cellular component (GO): ESCRT I complex
Source: RefSeq, a predicted model, not a curated record